Adineta ricciae is the source of this 213-nucleotide messenger RNA. Lineage: Eukaryota; Metazoa; Rotifera; Eurotatoria; Adinetida; Adinetidae. The record is from the annotation of a GenBank genome assembly.
AUGGAACAACUAGUGUCUUGGAUUGAUUUUAAUCUACAGCACAUAUCGCGUGAUGGUAGCUAUCGUUUACAAGAAAUAUUGGCAUCCUUAAAUAUCCCGGUUUAUCUAAAUGAUUAUGAAAAUGGACAACCAAUUGGAUGUUUUACCUCGAAUAGUGGCAACUUUACAACAAGAAUUCUAAAAGUUGUAUUGGAUAACCUAACACUUCAAUAA